AUGUUUAAACGAAAGUCGCUGUCAUCGUCUUCUCAACCAAUAACAAUUCCAGAAAAACCAACAUCACCUACAACACCAUCACCAAACGAAAAUGAUGCCUAUCGUAGAUCCCAAUCCGUUUCAUCAAUGUCAAAUGCCAACACUGACAGCUCAUCACAAGAAUCAAAUACAACAACAACAACAACAAAGCGAGGAACCCUCACCAUUACCAGUAGUUCUGCACUAUUAACUGAAUUAAAUAAUAAUUUAGCCAAUGCUGCUAACAUUUCGUCUACUAAUUCGUCCAACAACAUUUCGUCUAAUUCUUCCUCUUCUUCGAAUAAUACCCUAAAAGAAAGAAAGAAAAGUCUUUCAUCAUUGAAAAGUAUGCUCACUCCAAAGAAAUUAUCUUCAUCUUCCUCUAAUAUUUCUCAUCAAUUGAACAAUGAACAACAUGAAAAUGAUAAAAAUUCAUCACUUUUAAAUAUGAAACCGAGAGAAAGUUCAAACUCAAGUUUGGGAUCUGCACUUGUGAAAACACCUCUACAUUUACUUUUUCCAUCAAAAACAUCAUCUUCUACUUCUAAAAUAUCAGAAACUGGAUUAUCUGGAACUGGUGAUUUUUCUGACACGGACGAUUUGUCAGAGGUUGGAACAGAUAUUAGUGAAGAUCAUGAUUUGAAGGAAUUAAAGGAUAGUAUUCAAGGAUUUGAAAAGGAACUUUCUCAAUUGAAUACAAUGUCAUCCUCUCCAAAAUCAAUUUCACCAACCACAAUGAACUCUACAGAAUCAGGUAGCGUUCCAAAAGCAAGUAUUAAUACAUUUACAUCAACAUCGACUAGUGGAGCAACUGCUACCACUCCAACUAGAGGAAGGGCUGUAUCAGAAGCACAAAAGAAAAAGAAGAAGGACGAUGAGAUGGAUGUUUUGAGUUUCCUUCAGGAUUGGGAAGAGGAAAAGAAGAAGGAUGAUGUACCAACUAGUUCAAGAAAACAAUCAGUUCACGCAGCAAGUAAUAGUCUCGGAGGUGGAGCAAUGGCAGCUACUUCAAUAGGAAAUGCUGUCAAUGGUGGAAGAAAUCGUUUCAAUACCUUGACUGAAAAGUUGAAAAAGGUCUAUUAUGACCAUAAGAAAAAGGAGGAAGAGGAAGAAUCUGAUGGAGAUUCAGAUGAUGGAGAAAGUGCAUUCUCUUCAUUUGGUGGAAAGCAUGUUAAUAUUCUUGGUCAACUUGCGGAAGAAUACAAAGGAAUGGAAUCAGUUGCUGUUAUUGCAGCUGAAAAGGAAAGAAGAGAACAAGAACGAGUAUUUUCUCCUCUUGUUAUUUUGAGACAAUUCGAAAGAGAAAAGAAACUGACUCCAAAGUACAAGGUUGUCAAUGUUUACUUUGAAAAAGUAACAUUUAUGUAA
Messenger RNA from Naegleria gruberi, 1386 nucleotides. RefSeq lists its product as uncharacterized. NCBI's taxonomy places the organism in Eukaryota, Heterolobosea, Eutetramitea, Acrasida, Naegleriidae. The record is from RefSeq and is a predicted model, not a curated record. The transcript has a single exon. The coding region runs from base 1 to 1386 and encodes 461 amino acids.